This is a messenger RNA of Eimeria acervulina, 3057 nucleotides long. RefSeq names its product RNA helicase, putative. Bases 1 to 3057 code for a protein of 1018 amino acids. Gene Ontology annotation, molecular function: nucleic acid binding; ATP binding. Lineage: Eukaryota; Apicomplexa; Conoidasida; Eucoccidiorida; Eimeriidae. The transcript is spliced from 9 exons. The record is from RefSeq and is a predicted model, not a curated record.
AUGGGGGAGUUAUUACUCACAAGAAAGAAGAAGCCAGGGGCCCCCCUGAAGGAGGGGUUACCAAAGAAGGUACGGAAGACUGCCUCAACAGAUGUUGCGGGGGGGCCCCCUAAGGUUCAUAGGGGGGCCCCCAGGGGGCCCCCUGAUGGGUCUCGUCAGAGCAGCAGCUUCGCAGGCAUUGGCUGUGUGCCUGAUGGGGUUGUAGAGGCCCUGAGGGGUUUAGGGUUUACUCACUGUACGCCCGUACAGGAAGCCACGUUGCCGCUGCUGCUGCCGCAGCAGCAGCAGCAGCAGCAGCAGAGGAAACAGCAGAAGCAGCAGCAGCUGGUGACAGGGGGGGCCCUUGCUGCAUCGAGAAGGUUUGGAGAUGUUGCUGUUGAGGCCCCUACGGGCAGCGGCAAGACGCUUGCGUUUCUUAUUCCUGCUGUCUCCAGGCUGCUGGAGCAGCAGCUGCUGCAGCAGCAACAACGGCAGCAGCAGCAGCAACAACAACAGGAGGAGGAGCAGCAGGAUGGGCAGCAGCAGCAACUAGAUGGUGGAGAUGCGAUUGAUGUAAGAGCGGCAUUGACAGAGACACCGGAGGAAGAAGCUGCUGCUGCUGCACUUGCUGCUGCUUCAGAUCCAGAAGCAGCAGCAGCAGCAGAUGCUGCUGCUGCGUCUGAACUCCGCUGUAGAGUUGGUGUCCUUGUCGUGGCCCCUACUCGGGAGCUUUGCUGCCAAACGCAUGCGGUUUUGCUGCAGCUGCUGCACUCCCUUGAAGCCGUGCUGUUGCAGCCGGAGCACCCUAGCAGCAGCAACAGCAGCAGCAACAGCAGCAGCAAGAGAUGCAGCAGCACUUUCUUGUUGCGGGCUAUGGAGGCUGCUGAGCCUGCUGGAGCUGCCGCAGCAGCAGCAGGUACGCAGCAGCAGCAGCAACAGCAGCAGCAGCAGCAGCAGCAUCACCCAAGGGCAACAGCAACAGUAGCAGCAGCAGCAAUAGCAGCAGCAGCAGCAAUAGCAGCAGGAGCAGCAGCAGCAGCAGCAGCAGCAGCAGUAGCAGCAGCAACAGCAGCAGCAGCAGCAGGUGUGUGUGCGUGUUUGCUGCAGCCUCUGUGGGAAUGGCGUUGGCUGAAUCUGUUGGUGGUGGAUGAAGCAGAUAGGCUGCUGGAUGAGCAGCACGCGCAGCAGCUGCAGCAGCUGCAUGCAGCAGCAGCAGCAGCAAGGCAGCAGCAGCUGCUGCCAAGCGAACGACGGGAGCAGCAGCGGCUUCAAACUGUUUUCUUUUCUGCUACUCUCUCUGGAGCUAUGCAGCAGCGCGUUAUCAGAAGCCUCUUAAAGGACCCUGUUUGUGUUAGAGUUACAGCAGCCCCACCUGCUGCUGCUGCUGCUGCUGCUGCUGCUGCUGGUGCUGCUGCUGCUGCUGCAGGGGUUCGUUUGGACGGGAAGGGGGAGAAAGGAGAGGAGACAGAAGAAACUCCUGCUGCUGCUGCUCCUGCUGCUGCUUCUGCUGCAGUGCAGCACUCUGUGCCUCUCACUCUGUCUAAUUCGCUGCUUGUUGUUGAUUAUACCCACAAGCUUCCGUUUCUUAUCAAAUUCCUACAGAAGGUGGUGAUCCCUCAGGGGAAGCGCUGCAUUGUAUUUUGUUUGACGUGUCAGUGCGUGGAGUAUUACUUCGCGCUGCUGCAGGCGCACUUUAGCGAAGUCUCUAAAGCGGAGACGCCUGCGGCUUUAGAGACACUUAAAGGAGACAGGGGACAGAACCCUUCCAGCAGCAGCAGCAGCAGCAGCAGCAGCAGCAGCAAAGGGAGAGGCAGGGGGUGUGGGGCCCUCGUGGAGAAACUGCACGGCCGAAUGAAACAGAGAGCGCGCAGCGCGGCACUCAACCGAUUCUGCAGCAGCAGCAACAGCAGCAGCAGCAGCAGCAGCAGCAGCAAGGGGGACAAGGGCGGGGCUCUAGUGCUGCUGGCUACCGAUGUUGCAGCGAGGGGCCUUGACUUCCCUGAUGUUCGCUGGAUCAUACAGCUAGAUCCACCUCAGAACCCUGAGGUGUUCGUACACCGCAUUGGAAGGACAGCUCGCGCUGGGCGCAGCGGCGCUGCGCUGCUGCUGCUGCUGCCGCACGAAGAUGCGUACGAGUCGUUUAUAAGGAACAGAGGGGUGCAGCUGUCUCCUUUCGAGGAGACAGAAGAGGGACAGCUGCUGCAGCAAGAUGCAGCAGCAGCAGCAGCAGCAGCAGGUGCAGCAGAUGCAGCAGCAGCAGCAGAAGAUGCAGCAGAAGAGAGCGAAGAGAUAACCAAUCCCUUUUUAUGCAAGACCGAGAUUGAAACUAUCAAUAACGCUCUGCAGGAAGCUGUGCAGCAGGAUCAAGCUCUUAUUCAAAAGGGCUCGAGGGCGUUUGUCUCCUUUAUCCGCGCGUACAAGGAGCACCAGCUGUCUUAUCUUCUACCUUUUUCGCAACUAAAUCUGGGGCGCCUGGGUACCGCGCUGCGGCUGCUGCGACUGCCGCGCAUGCGGGAAGUGUUAGGGAAGUGUCUCCAGGACUUCAAGCAAAGCCCCAUCGACCCGGCUACUGUCCCCUUUAGAAAUGAUGCAGCAAGAGAGCAGCAGCGUCAGGAGCAGCUGCAGCAGGUGCAUGCAAAGCGCGCGCAGCAGCAGCUAGAAAAAGAAAAACGAAAGAAAAAAGAAGAAAAGAAACAAAAAAAUAAUCGUCAAAACAAACACCAACGAACAACAAGUGAAAAGAGACAAACCAAAAGGCGAAACGCGCUGGAGGAGUGGAGGGAGUUGGCCUUUGAAGAGAGGAUGGCACGCAAAUUGAGAAGAGGUCGCAUCACCGAAGAGGCCUACGACAAACUUAUAAAGAAAGGGCCUCAGGGGGUGGACAGCCCCGUAGAAGACAGCGAUGCCUCAUCGGAUUUUGAUAGCUCUGACAGCGACAUGGAGACAGCAGGAGCAAACAGCAGCCGCAAACAGCAGCAGCAGCACAAGUGGGGGGCCCCUGGGGGCCCCAAACAAACCACCAGCAGAAGAAAACCCUCAUGGGCCCGCAAAGGCAAACAUAAAAAGAAGAGAAGGUGA